Chilo suppressalis (striped riceborer) is the source of this 651-nucleotide messenger RNA. NCBI's taxonomy places the organism in Eukaryota, Metazoa, Arthropoda, Insecta, Lepidoptera, Crambidae. The record is from the annotation of a GenBank genome assembly.
AUGACAGCCGCACAUUACGUCAUGUUACAGGAAGUCGAUCAAGUUGAACAACUGCAAGUGCAACAACCGAACAAAAAAUAUUAUACGAAUGGGUGGAUAUGGCAGUAUUGUAAUGAAAACUCGACAAAUAUGCCCAGAGUAACCAAAUUACAUCAAAAAGGGAAACCUAACUCUUUACAAAAACUUCACAAAGUCGAAACUAACAACACAGAGAACGCAGAUCCCGAAGAGUCUAUGCGCCAGUUCCAACUGGAACUCUGCUGGUGUAUUCAGCAAUUAGAACGUUCAUUAAAUGAGAAAAAGGGAAAUGAAAAACAAUUACAAGAAGCAUGGAAGGUAUUGACAGUUCUAAAGAACAAUAACCAACCUAUAAUAAGGAAACGACAGUUAAUGAGGACUCACUUUGGAGAUUACAGAGCUAAAAUGGCAGCUGAGGAGAAAAAAUUAGCUAAAAUGGCAAGUAAAAUAAAAAUUGCUGAAGUUCCUGACAAGCCCAAAGCAACAUUUUUUAGGAAAUCAGCAUUCCUAACAACAGGGGAUAGUUCAUUCCGAUUCAAUUUUAAUUUAGCACCGGAAGAAUUAGACAAUAAAGAGUUACAAACAGAUACUGACUCUGCAUUUAAAUUUAAUUUUGAUGUAGAUAACUCAUAG